AGUGUGCAACAUACGCAGAGGUGUUCCAAGUGCAAUUUUCCAAUAUUUUCAUUUUUAACACAACAUUUGUAGCUAAAAUAAUAAGUGAUAAUUUUUUACGUUUAAAAGAAUCAUAAAUUUUAUACUUACACACAUUAGAAAUUAAAUUCGUAACGAAAAUUGUAAUUUAAAGGAUGAAAGUAGAGACAUCUUUCAUUUGUUUCUCAUCAAGAGUGUGCUUGAUUAUAAAUUUGUGAUGUGUUUAAAUGGUUUUAGAUAAUGUUAAUUGUAACAAACAACGAUUUCAAUGUGCUGUGACUAUUUUUUAUUGUAGUGAAUGUAGUUUUUUCUACGUGAGACUGCUUUUUAAAGACUGGAGGAUAUUUUGAUUAUCUGGUGCACCACCACCAACUAUGGAUAGUGGAGAUUGCGAGACUGAAGAAGAUUCAGCACCAGAGGCGUGCGUUUCUCCUGAAGGUUCUCUGUUGCCAAGCAAUAGCCGGGAGAUGAGAAACAGGGCGGAAAAGAUGCGAAGAGACAAACUUAAUUCGUAUAUUGGGGAAUUGGCAACUUUGGUACCAAUGGUCGCAAGAAGUGCCAAAAGGAUGGACAAGACGAGCAUUCUUCGACUCGCAGCCACACAUUUGCGAAUAUAUCAAACAUUGUUGAGUGGAAAGAACCAUCCUCACAUCGAAUUGCCGAAACAUGUUGAUCAAUAUUUAUUAGAACAACUGGUAUGUGAGCAGUUAGGUGGAUUUCUGCUAAUUUUGACGCCAAAUGGGAAAAUUGUAUUUGUUUCCCAUACAGUGGAGCAUCUAUUAGGACACUUACAGACUGAUUUGAUGGGUCAAUCAAUUUUCAAUAUAACUUCGCCAGAUGAUCACGACCGUUUGCGAAUGUACAUCAAUACGGAGAGUGUUUUAGACGGAGACUGGAAAAAAUGCUUCAAUAUUCGACUGAAAAGGGCCGGCCCUCGUACAGAAUCGGCCGUUUACGAACCUGUGAGAAUCAUGGGGGUACAUCGACCAGGUGUCGACAAGGACUGUAACAAAAAUACAUCGACUAGUAAAGAAAUCGCGUUAAAUAACGAUGUGUUGCUUUUUUUUGUCAGAGUUUUCCGUCCGGAGCCACUUUGUGAAAGACUUUUCGAAGCUUCGAGAGAAGAAUAUGUAACGAGACAUCUCAUUGAUGGUCGUAUUAUCGGUUGCGAUCAACGAAUUUCGUUCAUUGCAGGUUACAUGACUGAAGAAGUGUCCGGAUUAUCGGCGUUUAAAUUCAUGCAUCGAGAGGAUGUUCGAUGGGUCAUGAUCGCCUUAAGACAAAUGUAUGACCGAGGGGAGAGCAAAGGAUCAUCCUGUUACCGUUUACUCUCCCGCAAUGGACAGUUUAUCUAUUUAAGAACAUUCGGUUAUCUAGAAAUAGACGACCAAGGAACAGUUGAAAGUUUUGUUUGUAUUAAUACAUUAGUGAGUGAGCAAGAAGGCCUUCAAUUAAUAAACGAAAUGAAGAAGAGAUACUCCGCUUUGAUAAAUUCGCAGAGUUGUCCAAUCACUUCGAGUGGCUCAAACGACUCCUCUUCGCAAUCCGUCGAGGACCCCCAGCAAGUCGAAGCUGCGAUCGUCCACCUCAUAGCCAACUUGCCAUCGCCGGGCUCCGACCAGCGCUCAACACCCAGCCCCCACGUUUACGCUAAUGUUAAUGAGAAUCAAGACUGCUCAACACCGACUGAAAAUUCCCCAACCAAACCAUACUAUAAAUUAAAGACUGCUAACAACAAACGCCCUCCCAGUACUGAAUUAGGAACCAACAACAUUUACACGACGAGUAAACGACAAAGGACGUCGCCUCAAUUAUCACCAAUGUCGUACUCAAACCGGACGGAAGUAACACAACAACAUGACCAAUUGCUUCGUAACAAAGUAUGAAACGCUUUGGGACUUGGAGACUGAAAACUGGGCCAUUUAUUGGCUGAUUUUGCCUCAAGGACUAUUUAGAAGGUGUGGUGAUUUUAAUGAUAACAGCUACGUAAGGCAAGAUUUAUUUUAAAAAUUUGAAAUCGAGUGGAUAGACUACAUGUGAACGUUGUAUAGAUUUUGCAUAUUCUCGUAAUAUACCUAUACUAAAUUAAAUAGUAAUUCUGUGAUGAAGUUAUGUUUUAAGCAGUGUCUUUUGUAUAUUUAGUACAAAUUCAAUAAUUUCUUAUUUUAUGUUAUGUAUUACUCACUCAUGUCCCUACAAAAACGGGACCCAAUCAUCGACAACAAAAUACUUGUAUGCCACGAAAUACAUUUGAUUUUUAUUCAUUUUACCAUUUAUUUAUCAAGUUAUGUUGCAAUUUUAGGUUUUUAUUGUGAAAUAAAUGAGUUUUGUGUUU
Messenger RNA from Tribolium madens (black flour beetle), 2353 nucleotides. It is a transcript of the gene Tcmet, whose product is annotated as neuronal PAS domain-containing protein 2-like. The coding region runs from base 393 to 1904 and encodes 503 amino acids. Gene Ontology annotation, molecular function: protein dimerization activity; RNA polymerase II cis-regulatory region sequence-specific DNA binding; DNA-binding transcription factor activity, RNA polymerase II-specific. The record is from RefSeq and is a predicted model, not a curated record. Gene Ontology annotation, biological process: regulation of transcription by RNA polymerase II. The transcript is spliced from 9 exons. Gene Ontology annotation, cellular component: cytoplasm; aryl hydrocarbon receptor complex; transcription regulator complex. Lineage: Eukaryota; Metazoa; Arthropoda; Insecta; Coleoptera; Tenebrionidae.